AUGUCAAAGUGGUACCAUAUCCAUCGAGCAUCCUUCAUCUUCUUCAACAACAUUUCCCUUUUACAAUCACCAUCAAACAUCAUUUCUUACACUUGUUUACACAAUAUAUCUAUAUCUACUCUUUCAGCCACCAAUCAAAUCCAACAUUACAUUCGCAACGGUAACCUUAACAAUGCCCGCCACCUGUUUGAUCAAAAUCCCACUUCUUAUAACACUUUCACAUGGAAUUCUAUCAUCACUGGCCACAUAAACAACCACCAAAUGCAGCAUGCUCAUGACCUGUUCGAUCAAAUGCCCGUGAAAGACGUCGUUUCAUGGAACACCAUGAUGUCGGGUUUGAACAAGACUAAAAAUCCACACAAAAUUUACCAACUUUUCUUGCAGAUGACAAGAGCGAGUGAAACGCCUAAUCAUACCACGUUUUCAAUUGCUAUCAGCGCGUUCUUGAACACGUACAAUAUCUUGGUUCCGCAGCUUCAUGGGUUAGUACUGAAAUUAGGACUUGGUAGUAAUGUGUUUGUGGGGUCGGCUUUGAUGAGGGGUUAUACUCAUUUAGGCGAUAAAAUGUGCUUACGUCGUGUGUUUGAUGAUGUUUUUGUGAAAGAUGUUAGUACGUGGAACGCGUUAGUUGUUGGUUAUAUGGAUUUAGGAUUCAUAGAUGAGGCCCAGAACGCGUUUGACAUGAUGCCCGAGGUUAAUGUCAUUUCUUGGACUACUUUAGUUGAUGGAUAUAUCAAAAAUAAAAAGAUUAAUCAAGCACGGUCGAUUUUUGAUAGUAUGCCACACAAGAAUGUGGUAUCGUGGACUGCGAUGAUAAAAGGGUACGUGCAGAAUGAGAGUAACAACGAUGCUAUUGAGUUGUUUAUCUUGAUGAUCGAAUCAGGAACCUGUCCCAACCAUUUUACGUAUUCUACUCUCUUAGACGCUUGUGCAGGUUGCUCUGCUUUUCUAUUUGGGAAACAACUGCAUUCAUGUACUUUGAAAAGUGGUUUUCAUUGUGAAGUAGUUUUAUCGACUUCACUUGUUGACAUGUACACGAAAUGUGGAGACAUUGAAGCUGCAUUGUGUAUUUUUGAGUCAAUGGAAAAGAAGAACACGGUGUCAUGGAACUCCAUAAUCGGGGGUUGCGGAAGUAAUGGAUUGGCGACAAGAGCAUUGUGUGAGUUUGAGAAAAUGAUAGAAAGUGGAGCAAAACCUGAUCAUGUAACUUACAUCAAUUUACUUUCGGCUUGUGUGCAUGGAGGACUACUUGAAGAGGGCGAAAAACAUUUUCGUUCAAUGAGAGCAAGAUAUGGAAUUGAACCAGAAAUGAAGCAUUAUAAUUGUAUGGUGGACUUAUAUGGAAAAUCAGGUGAGCUUGAGAAAGCAGAGAAACUAGUAAAGGAAAUGCCUUUUGAACCUGAUGUGGGUGUGUGGGGUGCAUUGCUUGCUGCUUGUGGCUUACACUCAUGUUAUGAGUUAGUAAAUGGUCUCGAGGAUUUGGCUAGAGACCGUCCCACUAUUUACUCUAUGCUAGUUAAGCUCCAUGGUGAAAAGGGUGCGUGGAGUCGUGUCAUUGAGAUGAGAAAUAAGAUGACGGAAACUGGUGCUAAAAAGCAAAAGGCUGGUAGUAGGAUAGAGUAAUAGAUCGAGUCCCCUCUUGCCAAGAGGCUCUUGGUGUGACCUAAACAAAAUCCAGAUUCCUGCAUCCUUAAAAAGACUCAUAAUCCAAAUGUGGAUGACUAAAUCCCUUUAGUAUAAGAUUGAUGCAGAGCGGAUCAAGUAGUUGGUAGAUAAGUUUUUGGAACAGUGUGAGCAUGCCAAACACAUAACAAACGCGACGGAAAACACUUUGGCUUCAGAGCCUGAUCGAGCCUGAGUUAGAUACUUUGUUAUAACUUCCAUAAUGUGUCUAAUUAUCUGACGGGAUUGGGUAUUGCUGUUGUAUAUGUCAAAUUAUAACCGUAAACCAUGAUGAGCAGAUAGAUAGCAGCUCUCUUCUAUAAACGAUGACACGAGUGUAUGUAACUUGUAAGAUUCCAAACUGUUGGGUUCAUUAUUAAUCAUUCAUUAUUCUUGAGCA
This is a messenger RNA of Erigeron canadensis, 2062 nucleotides long. RefSeq names its product pentatricopeptide repeat-containing protein At4g02750-like. The record is from RefSeq and is a predicted model, not a curated record. Bases 1 to 1623 code for a protein of 540 amino acids. NCBI's taxonomy places the organism in Eukaryota, Viridiplantae, Streptophyta, Magnoliopsida, Asterales, Asteraceae. The transcript has a single exon. Gene Ontology annotation, molecular function: protein binding; RNA binding. Gene Ontology annotation, biological process: RNA modification.